AUGCUGCGUGAGUGGGUGCGUGCGGUGGGGUUCUUCGCUGUAUGGGAGAGGGGCCGUCUUGUCGAUCCAGGGAAGCUCAACGGAGACGCAGUAAGCUAUGAUGCAAUAGGCAAAGUGCACGGGCGCGCCGCGUAUCUGGUGUUCAACAUGGCUGCCACAGAGGGCUGGCACACUUCAGACGACGGGCACAAGCUCUACACGAAAACAUGGACCACGGAAGGGCCGGCUAAGGCUCGACUAGUCUUCAUCCAUGGUUUCUCAGAUCACAUCAACACCUACGGCAACUUCUUCCCGUAUCUUGCCUCCAAGGGCAUCGAGGUCUAUAGUUUCGAUCAGAGAGGAUGGGGCAAGUCGGUAACAAAGAAAGCCGAGCGAGGCGACACAGGACCCACGGCAAGAGUGUUGGACGACAUCACCUCGUUCCUCAAGUCCGUGACACCUAGUCCAGUUCCCCUGUUCCUGAUGGGCCACAGCAUGGGCGGUGGAGAAGUCCUGUGCUACGCUGCUCAAGGCCCACGUGAAACCCGGCAGCACAUCCGAGGAUACCUGCUAGAGUCGCCUUUCGUGGACUUCGACCCCAAGUCAAAGCCAUCGCCGCUCACUGUGUUCUUCGGCAGGCUUGCUGGAAGACUGCUGCCUCACAAGCAGCUCGUCAACAAGCUCGACGUGAAUCUCAUCUCCCGCGAUCCUGAAGCCUGCAAACGAUUCGAGGAAGAUGAGCUCUGCCAUGAUACUGGAACUCUGGAAGGACUCGCUGCGAUGUUAGAUCGUACUGCCGAGUUAGCUGCCGGCAAGGUCAUCAUUCCAGAUGACGCGGGAGAAGGCGGGGUGACCCGAAUCUGGAUUGGCCACGGCGACCAGGACGGGAUCACUGCAUUUGCAGCCUCACAACGUCUAGCCGACGCGCUCCAGGUCAAGGACAAGGAGUUCAAGGCUUACGCAGGAUACUACCAUCGCUUGCAUGAUGAACCCAGCCCUGAUAAAGAGGUGUUCAUGGAUGACGUCGCCAACUGGAUACUUGCCCGCUCUGUAGAACCAGUGCAUGCGGAUGGUGUGAAACCAAAAUUGUAG
Messenger RNA from Didymella exigua CBS 183.55, 1071 nucleotides. Its product is annotated as alpha/beta-hydrolase. Gene Ontology annotation, molecular function: lipase activity. NCBI's taxonomy places the organism in Eukaryota, Fungi, Ascomycota, Dothideomycetes, Pleosporales, Didymellaceae. Gene Ontology annotation, cellular component: membrane. The record is from RefSeq and is a predicted model, not a curated record. The coding region runs from base 1 to 1071 and encodes 356 amino acids. The transcript has 4 exons.